AUGUAAAAAUCCUAACUGAUUAGAGUUUUAAGCGAUUCUAACAAAUGCCCUACACCAUUUUAGAUGUCAAGAUAGUUAAGUUAAGAAACUCCAACUGGAUUAAUACAAUGUUUAUCUAAUGAUAGAGAUAAUGUGAGAAUGACUAGAUAAAUAAAUUAGUUAAAAAAAGAAAAUGAAAUACUUUAAAUAAAAAUAAAACAAUUAGAAUAAUAGGAUUAUAAAACAAAAAUAGCAAGUCUUGAACAAAAGAACAAAUAAUUAGAACAAUAAUUAGAUGCUUACAAAAAAUUGCCAAUUGAUCAAAUAACAUCUUUAAUAGAUGAUAAUGAACGAUUGACAAAUAUGGUAGAGAAUCAAUCUAAUAAAAUAAAGCAAUUAUUAACAUAGAUAGAUGAGUUAAAAGAAACUUCGUUUUAAAAUGAAGGAAAGAAUGAUCUAAUCAUAGCUAUGAUUUAAGUAUAAAUUGAAUGUAUAAAAAAAGGAAUUAGAAAAUUAAAGACUAUACGUAUCGGAUGAAUAUAAAAGAUAGAAAGCUUUAAAUAGAGAGAAAUAAAUAAUGUAUACAGAAUUAUAAAUGGCAAAAUAAUAGAUAAAAGAACUUAAUCAAGUGAUAGAAAAGAUUAAAUUAUAAAACUUAGAAGGUAGUGAACCUUGUGAUGUAUUACACUAAGAUUACUUAAAAAGUCAUGACGCAGUAUUAAAUUUCUUAAAACAAUAAUAUUGA
Molecule: messenger RNA, 724 nt
Organism: Paramecium sonneborni
Lineage: Eukaryota; Ciliophora; Oligohymenophorea; Peniculida; Parameciidae
Source: the annotation of a GenBank genome assembly